Molecule: messenger RNA, 3412 nt
Organism: Capsella rubella
Lineage: Eukaryota; Viridiplantae; Streptophyta; Magnoliopsida; Brassicales; Brassicaceae
Product: scarecrow-like protein 9
Exons: 2
Coding region: 840-3035 (731 amino acids)
Biological process (GO): regulation of DNA-templated transcription
Cellular component (GO): nucleus
Molecular function (GO): sequence-specific DNA binding; DNA-binding transcription factor activity
Source: RefSeq, a predicted model, not a curated record
GAGAUAUAUCAUAUAUUAUAUAUAGACAAUGAUAUGCAAACAAUACACGUGAUUUCGUAUGCACUCAACCAAUAUGUAUAUAAGGUAUUUCAUUGUGCUAUUUUACAUAACACUAGUUGAUCCAUCCGGUCUUUUACGUUUCUUAGGCGAGCAUGUUGAUAUCGUAGAAGUUGGGAACGAAGUUCAUAGCCAUUGUGGUCUUGGGGGGAAAUGUCCAGGGGGCUCUCUUAUUAGUUAACUAGUCCCCUAAUCUUAAUUAAGAAAAUGAUUUGUCAAAAAAUUUUAAGGUUCUAGAAAGAAAGAAAAAUAAAACUAAUUAAGGUUUGAUUUUAGUACAUCCAACUAUCCAACUUGGGGGAAAAAACUAUAGAUAAAUCUCAUUAUAUAUCUGUACUUACCACUAACUCAGAAAAAAACUAUAUAUAGUGUACUACUACUUACUAAUUUGCAUAUUUAAAAAACAGUUAUGUAAGCUUUAACUUACUGUAAUGACGACACGUGGCGAGUAAUGAACCGAUAUAAGAAAAGAAACAUUUUAGCUAAUUGUCAAAAACAAAUUUGAUGAAAAGCACGACGACGACAGGUCCCCACAAAAACGCAUAAUAGAUCCAACGGCUGUGAUUUGCUAUUCCCUACCUCGGAGAUUAGACCUUUUUAAAAUAAACUUUUUUUUUCAAUUAUUUCCCCUUUUAAAAUUGUAAUUAUUUAUAUAAAAAAUGAAAACGCAUUUAUUCCGAUUCCUUUUCUCGGUCCCCUCUCCACCCCUCUAAAGUCUAAACCUCGUCUCUCCUUCUUCCUUAAUCAUCUUCUUCCUUUAAUAAUCUCUCAAUCUAGAGAACAUGAUUACUGAACCAGGUCUAACCGGGAUUUCUGGUGCGAUUAAUCGGAAUCGUUUACCCGGUUUACCUGAUCAAUCCACUUCGUUGCUCCCGAAUCAUACCUUCACUCCGGUGACACUCUACGACGGUUUCAAUUUCAAUCUCUCUUCCGAUCGUAGGAACACUGUCCUCGCAGCUCCGCCGGAGAAUUCGGUUUUUAUUCGGGAAAUGGAGGAAGAAGAAGACCCGGCUAAUGAUUUCGAUUUCUCCGAUGCUGUUUUAGGAUACAUUAGUCAGAUGUUGAAUGAGGAAGACAUGGAUGAUAAAGUCUGCAUGCUCCAAGAGUCUCUAGAUCUCGAGGCUGCUGAGAGAUCGCUUUACGAAGCUAUUGGUAAGAAGUAUCCUCCAUCUCCUGAACGAAACUUGGCUUCUUCGUUCGCUGGUGAGAAUCUUGACCGUGUGGUUCCAGGUAACUACACCGGCGGAGAUUGUAUUGGCUUUGGGGAUGGUGGAAACAAGCCACUGAGUGGUGGUUUUACUUUAGACUUUCGAAAUCCUCAGAGUGGUCGUUCAUCGCUUCUAAGUGUUCCGCAAUCUAAUGGUUUGGUUACUACUAGUACUAUCUACGGAGAUGGGAUUGACGAGUCGUCGAAGAAUACUUUGUAUUCUGAUUCGAAUCGGGAGAGUCAUCAAUCUGUAUGGUUGUUCAGGCGUGGGAUUGAAGAAACUAGUAGGUUUUUUCCUCAACAAAACGAGUUGAUUGUGAAUUUUAAAGAGGAGAGUUGUAUGAGCAGAGGAAGGAAGAACUCUAGCCGUGAUGAGACUUGUGUGGAAGAAGAGAGGAGUAGUAAACUACCUGCUGUGUUUGGUGAGGAUAUUUUGAGGUCAGAUGUUGUAGAUAAGAUCUUGGUUCACGUUCCUGGAGAAGAGAGCAUGAAGGAGUUUGAUGCGUUGCGUGAAGUUCUGAAGAAUGGAGUGGAGAAGAAGAAAGCUUCAGUGGCUCAAGGCGGGAAGAGACGACCCAGAGGACGAGGACGAGGACGAGGGAGAGGAGGAGGAGGGCAAAAUGGGAAAAAAGAAGUUGUGGAUUUGAGAAGUUUAUUGAUACAUUGUGCUCAAGCUGUUGCAGCUGAUGAUCGCAGGUGUGCGGGUCAGUUGUUGCAACAGAUUAGGCUGCAUUCUACACAGUUUGGUGAUGGGAACCAGAGAUUGGCUCAUUGUUUUGCUAAUGGUCUUGAGGCGAGGUUAGCGGGUACCGGAAGCCAGAUUUAUAAAGGGAUUGUGAGUAAACCGAGAUCCGCUGCAGCUGUCUUGAAGGCUCACCAGCUUUUUCUUGCGUGUUGUCCUUUUAGGAAGCUCUCUUAUUUCAUAACCAAUAAGACCAUACGCGAUCUUGUUGAUAAAUCUCCGCGGGUUCAUGUUAUAGAUUUUGGUAUCCUCUAUGGUUUCCAAUGGCCAACUCUUAUUCACCGGUUUUCGAAGUAUGGAUCACCAAAGGUUAGGAUCACCGGGAUUGAGUUUCCGCAGCCUGGGUUUCGUCCAGCACAGCGGGUUGAAGAAACUGGUCAAAGGUUAGCAGCGUAUGCCAAACACUUUGGCGUGCCAUUUGAGUAUAAAGCAAUUGCUAAGAAGUGGGAUGCAAUUCAACUUGAAGAUCUCGAUAUAGACAGAGAUGAGGUUACUAUAGUUAAUUGCCUGUACCGAGCUGAGAAUUUGCAUGAUGAGUCGGUCAAAGUAGAAAGCUGUAGAGACACUGUUCUCAAUUUGAUCGGGAAGAUCAAUCCCGAUCUUUUUGUGUUUGGCAUUGUGAAUGGUGCAUACAAUGCACCGUUCUUUGUGACACGGUUUCGCGAAGCUCUCUUUCAUUUCUCCUCGAUUUUCGACAUGCUUGAGACAAUUGUGCCAGGGGAAGACGAAGGGAGGAUGCUCCUUGAGAUGGAGGUCUUUGGGAGAGAGGCAUUGAAUGUAAUUGCUUGCGAAGGUUGGGAAAGAGUGGAGAGGCCUGAGACAUACAAGCAGUGGCACGUCCGUGCUAUGAGGUCAGGGUUGGUACAAGUUCCAUUUGACUCAAGCAUUAUGAAGACAGCGCUGCAAAAGGUCCACACAUUCUACCAUAAGGAUUUUGUGAUCGAUCAAGAUAACAAGUGGCUCUUGCAAGGGUGGAAAGGAAGAACCGUCAUGGCUCUUUCUGUAUGGAAACCAGUUUCCAAGGCUUGACCGAUAACUCCCGUCAACAUAAGAAAGAACCAUAUCUUGUUUUUUUCUCUCCUGUAAUUCCUAGAUACAGCAUUACAGAUGAAAGUCAGUGACAUCCCGAAGAACUUGUUAAAAGAUGAUAUUGAUGUAAGUCCCUAUUUAUAACUUUCUAGAUGGAUAUUUGUUGGUUUCUCAGCUAGGUUCUCCUAACAGUAUUCUUGUAGCUAGGGAUGAUCAGAGAUUUUGUAUAUUGCUAGCAGAGUUAAAUUAUCUAGAUUGUAACACGUAUUAGAGGAAGCUUAGAUGAACUAUGGUUUAAAGAGAAGGUUUUUACUUCUACGAUGUACACACUAGGACCAAGGCUACAUUGAAAUAAGAGGUUUUACUAUUUCUGGAAA